GAUUAGAAAAUACGUUUGCUUACUUGAAUUUUAGGCGAGAAAAAAGUUUGUUCAAUCUUUGCAUUAUGGCGCUUAUUCCAAUCUUUUUCCGAGACUGGUGGGAUGAUUGCCUUGACAGUCCGCUACGAACAUCUCAUAUCCUGGAUCAGCAUUUUGGUAGUGGAAUAACGGCAGACGAUUUACUGACUGCAUUUACUGCUGCGCGCGUUCCAAAUUGUUCCCGAAUCGGUUACAUGCGUCCAUGGCGCAAUUCGAAUUUGGCUUCGCGUAACGAUGCGGGCUCUAUAGUUAAGGUAGCUGAAGACAGGUUUCAAAUAAAUCUAGACGUACAACAGUUUACGCCGGAUGAAAUCAUUGUGAAGGCAACCGACAAAUGCAUCACCAUCGAGGGUAAGCACGAGGAAAAACAGGAUGAACAUGGUUUCAUCGAAAGGCACUUUGUUAGACGCUACAUGCUACCAGCUGAUCAUGAUCAUAACAAUAUCGUAUCUUCGUUGUCAUCGGAUGGAAUUUUGACGAUUACGGCACCUAAGAAGGCUCUUCCUCCGCCAGCAGAAGAAAAGGCUAUUCCCGUUGUACAGACUGGAAAGCCACUGAAAAAUAUUUCGGAAGAAAAUUCGACGGAAAAAGAAAAGACAGUAGAGAAUGGAAAAUAAAUGUAGACUUGUAAU
Molecule: messenger RNA, 671 nt
Organism: Malaya genurostris
Lineage: Eukaryota; Metazoa; Arthropoda; Insecta; Diptera; Culicidae
Product: protein lethal(2)essential for life-like
Exons: 1
Coding region: 66-656 (196 amino acids)
Biological process (GO): protein refolding; response to heat
Molecular function (GO): protein folding chaperone
Source: RefSeq, a predicted model, not a curated record